CUGCAGUGCAAAACAACAACACUGUUUCGCCAAUAGGAAGUAACUACGGUAGAGCUUCUUGUUCACCAACAAAGCAACGGAUCAACAACAAAAACAACUAAACAAGCAGACCGAUUUGCUGAAGCAUUGAGUCAGGGGCUGUGGGACACCCCUGUCCUGACCCAUGAGGUUGUAGGUUAAGAGGUUUAUUCCUGGAGGCUGUAUAGCAAUCGGGGGACGAUACCAAAACCAGACAGGAGGCGAAGCCCACCAUCAAUGUGAUCCUAUUUCACCUCCAGAUCAAAUGUGAAGGUGAGAUGGAGACAGAGGAGACAGAAGGACGCACUUUAGUGCAGGUGAUCAGUGAGAAGUACAGCCCAGAAAACUUCCCAUACUGCCGUGGGCCAGGAGCUGGAGUGGUGAUCCGGUCGAGUCCCCAGGGUUCACCUGUCAAAGAUCGUCUAAAUCUGCCCAGCAUCCUAGUUCUGGAUGGUUGUGGAAUUACAGAGGCCGGAGAUGAAGAGGAGGUGGCCACUUUCUGUGCUCACGUGGUUGAGCUAGACCUCUCCCACAACCAUUUUAAAGACUGGGGAGAGAUAAGCAAGAUCCUGUUUAACAUCCCUAAUCUAGACUUUCUCAAUCUGAGUAUGAAUCCAUUGAGAGGGUCGAGUCUGGAGCCUGGAACUGCCGAAGCAUUCUCAGGCCUUCGCCGCCUUGUGCUCAAUAACACGUAUGUCACCUGGGACAUGGUGCACACACUUACGCGAGAGACCCCAGAGCUGGAGGAGUUGUUUCUGUGUCUGAACGACUAUGAGAGUGUGAGUGUGUCAUCUAUAUCGUACCCAUCCCUGCGCCUGCUGCAUAUCACAGAUAACCAGCUGCAGCAAUGGGUGGAGGUGCGUAAGCUGGGCCUCAUAUAUCCGGGCCUGGAGUCUCUUAUCCUGGCAAACAACUCUCUCUCGUCUAUCCUCGAGCCUGAGGACUCCCUACAUAGACUCUUCCCCAACCUGCGCAGCAUAAACCUACACAACUCAGGUGCAUAA
This is a messenger RNA of Pimephales promelas (fathead minnow), 1022 nucleotides long. NCBI's taxonomy places the organism in Eukaryota, Metazoa, Chordata, Actinopteri, Cypriniformes, Leuciscidae. The record is from RefSeq and is a predicted model, not a curated record.